Molecule: messenger RNA, 6966 nt
Organism: Eupeodes corollae
Lineage: Eukaryota; Metazoa; Arthropoda; Insecta; Diptera; Syrphidae
Gene: rdgB
Product: protein retinal degeneration B
Exons: 19
Coding region: 1473-5036 (1187 amino acids)
Biological process (GO): phospholipid transport
Cellular component (GO): cytoplasm
Molecular function (GO): phosphatidylcholine binding; phosphatidylcholine intramembrane carrier activity; phosphatidylinositol transfer activity
Source: RefSeq, a predicted model, not a curated record
GAGCAACCAUCAUCAGCGACCACAGCUGCUGCUCCUCCUGCUUUAGUUAGUGUCGCUCAAAAUCAAACAAACAUUUCAGUUUCAGUUCCCUAGCAGCUUUCGGUUCGUUCGCAACAUUUUACAGAAGAAGCAAACAAAUCCAACGCCUCCGUGCGCUUCCAAAAAGAAAAAAAAAACAUUGUGGAGAAGAAGUUUUCUUUUCUUCUUCGGUUUGUGUUCUUUUACACUUUCUAUAUGUUACCCUUGAGUUUAACGUGCAAUUUAAAUUUAACAACAAAACAAAUUAAGAAGAAAUUAUAACCAAAUUAAAUAUUAAGUCAGAUCAAGUGUUUAUUUAUAGAGAAGAAAAUAUAAUACAAAGGAAAUAAAGCACAAAUUGCGUGGUGGUGGUUUUAAUUUUUUUAAUUUUUUGGGGAUAACAAAAUGAUAAGUGUGUCUAUUUUUUCAUUUGACCCAAUGUGUUAGCGCCAUUAACAAACAACUUAUUUAUUUAAAUUGAAAAUGUGUAUAAUGUAAUUAAAAAAUUACACCCACUCCAUCCAAUAUUGUACACCUACCUACCAACUACGUACCUAGGUACAGGAUAGGCACCCCAUUCCCAUCACCAUCCCUACCACCCAUUGAUUUGCUUAGAAAUCAUCAUCCGUAUGGAUGGAGGGUCGUAGAAUUCCAUCAACCCCUUAAAAUUAAUAUAAUAUUCCCUUUGUGAUUGUGUAAGCGUUGAGAAUAUAGCGCGUCAAGUUGAAAAGUAUAAUUGGUAACAACAAAACGAAGAAAUGCAAAAAGAAAUAAAAAAAGCAUAAUUUAAUGCAAAUCGAGACGAGUUAAUUUGUUUGAAUGAAAAAAGAAAAAAUUGUGAAAAGAAGAAACAAGUUAAAAUAUAAAAAAGGCUGGCAAAACAAUUACGUAUACGCCUACGAACCCCAAAUACACAAUUCAACCCUCCAACAACAAAUUGUGUGUUAGGCUAGGGAUACAAACAUAUGGGGUACCGUUGUUCUAUUCUCUCUUCUCCUUUCAGUUAUCCAACCCUGUGUUAUCAUCUUCAUUGCAGACAACUUUCUAUAUAAAGUGCUCUUGUGAUGUGCGGUACGGGUACGGAAACGGGUACGGGUACGGGUACGGCUACGGGUACCCAACAAUAUCCUCAAUGAUUUCGAAAUUCCAAUAAAAAUAGAUUCAACAAACAAUUGGAAAAUACCUACCUUUUGUCAGUUGGAGAAAUAUUUUUAAAGCGGAUUGUCCUGCAAUUACACAGCUAUGAAUAAUUCAACCAAAUUCAACUUUAGACGAAAACCUAAGAAGGAAUUUUGAUAAAGAACAUAAAAGAAAAAAAUCUUGCCUAAAACUAUAACCUACUUAACUUAAAUAACUAAAAAAGGACACACACACUCUUGUGUAUCCUUUGAAAAGAAUCUCUUUUUUAUUAAUAAUUCACUGUGGUUCCUGUUAAAAUUCUAAAAUAAGAAAAAAUGUUAAUAAAAGAAUAUCGAAUACCACUGCCUCUAACGGUAGAUGAAUAUCGCAUAGCUCAGCUUUAUAUGAUAGCAAAAAAAAGUCGCGAAGAAAGUCACGGUGAAGGUAGUGGUGUAGAAAUUAUCAUCAACGAACCCUAUCAAGAUGGUCCUGGUGGCAAAGGAGGACAAUAUACCAAGAAAAUCUAUCAUGUUGGAAGUCAUCUUCCAGGAUGGAUUAAAAGUCUCCUUCCGAAGAGUGCCCUAACAGUUGAAGAAGAAGCUUGGAAUGCCUAUCCGUUUACUAAAACAAGAUACACUUGUCCAUUUGUAGAAAAAUUCUCAUUAGACAUUGAAACAUAUUAUUUUCCCGAUAAUGGAUUCCAGGAAAAUGUGUUCAAAUUGUCUGGCAGUGAAUUGCGUAAUCGAAUUGUUGAUGUCAUUGAUAUUGUUAAGGAUCAACUCUAUGGAGCCGAUUAUGUCAAAGAAGAAGAUCCAAAACUUUUUAUUUCGGAAAAAACUUUCCGUGGUCCUUUAAAUGAUGAUUGGUUAGAAGAAUAUUGGCAUGAGGUCAAAGGCAAGAAACAACCUACAGCUCGAAAUAUGUCUCUUAUGUGCGCUUAUAAGAUCUGUCGGGUUGAAUUUCGUUACUGGGGUAUGCAAACUAAAUUAGAAAAGUUCAUUCAUGACGUUGCCCUCCGAAAGACAAUGGUGCGAGCCCAUCGACAAGCCUGGGCUUGGCAAGAUGAAUGGUAUGGCCUAACAAUUGAGGAUAUUCGCAAGAUUGAACAUCAAACCCAGUUAGCCUUGGCCAAGAAAAUGGGUGCCGGUGAGAGUGGAGAAGAAGAGGAAGAAGAUGAUGUUAGUCUUUCAUCGGACAAAGAUAUGGACGUCGAUAGCCAAGCAGGUACUAAGUCUAACAAAAAAGCUCUCCCACCACCAAUUGUCAAAGAAUCACCACCAAGUGUCGAAGCUAGCUCCGAAGAAGAUGAAGACGAAGAAGAAGAACCUGGUGAUAACUCGUCACAUAGUCUUCAAUUAUCCAAAUCAAAAUACAGCUCAAAAGGAGCACUUCAUUCACCUGUCGGCUCAGCGCACAGCUUCGAUCUGCAGCAGCAUGCAAAAGCUGUCCAACAUAAAAACGUUGCAAAUUGGAGAAUGGAACGCCUUGAAGUCGACUCGAAAUCAAAUUCCGAAGAGGAAUUCUUCGAUUGUCUAGAUACGAAUGAGACAAACUCUUUGGCCAAAUGGAGUUCUUUAGAAUUGCUCGACGAAGACGAUUCACCACCGGCCCAUGGUAGUCAUAUGGAUGACAGUAUUUUCAAUCAGGAUUUCCUGCAACGUGUUGCUUCCGAACGUGGCACUAAACGCCAAUUACAACAAUCGGCCAGCUUAGAUCGUAGUGAUCAUUCGCCGCCUGGAUCGCCGGGCACAUCGUGUCCAACUUCCAUAUUGAUAUUAGUUGUUCAUGCUGGAAGUGUUCUUGAUGCUUCAAGUGAACUAACAGCGAAAAAAUCAGAUGUCACAACAUUCCGUGCCGCUUUUGAAUCCAUCAUGCGUCAACACUAUCCCAGUCUCCUUUCGCAUGUCACCAUCAAGAUGGUGCCAUGUCCGUCGAUAUGUACAGAAGCAUUAGGCAUCCUCUCGAGCCUCAGUCCAUACUCAUUCGAUUCAUCACCUUCGGCGGCAGACAUUCCAAAUAUCGCUGAUGUUCCUAUUGGUGCGAUUCCUUUGCUAUCAGUGGCCUCGCCAGAAUUCCUUGAUACUGUUAACAAGACUGUUGCCGCUGCCAAUAUAGUCUACCAUGAGUUCUUGAAGAGCGAAGAUGGUCGUGGCUUUUCUGGGCAAAUUGCAAUGCUGGGUGACUCGAUGGGUUCGCUAUUGGCUUACGAAGCAUUGUGCCGUGCAAAUGGAACAAAUCGCGAUGAGGACGACCGCGUUGUUGAUAUUGAAUUAGAUGCAAAGCGCUUGCUGGUAGCUCCAUCGCCACGAAGACGACGAUCAUCGUCCUCCAGCGAUACUCGCCUGCCUAAGCUGGACUUUGAAGUGAGUGAUUUCUUUAUGUUUGGUACACCUCUGUCGAUUGUUUUGGCAUCACGAAAACUACAUGACUCGAGACAAAACUUAGUGCGACCGAACUGCCUACAAGUUUACAAUAUGUUCCAUCCUACCGAUCCGAUAGCUUCUCGUCUAGAACCGCUUCUUAGUGCGAGAUUCUCAAUGCUAUCACCAGUAAAUGUACCACGUUAUGCAAAGUAUCCACUUGGCAAUGGUCAACCUUUGCACUUGUUGGAAAUUAUUCAAUCACAUCCACAACAAUUUAGUGAUCAAUUGUAUAGUAGUCGACGGCUAUCGGAUGCUUCUAUGCAAAGCACCAUAUCAGGCUUGGUUGAAAAUGUCUCGCUUAGUACAAUUAGUUCGUUGCAACAAAAAUGGUGGGGUACAAAACGCCUCGAUUAUGCUCUCUAUUGUCCAGAGGGUCUUAGCAAUUUUCCAGCUCAUGCGCUUCCACAUUUAUUUCAUGCCAGCUAUUGGGAAAGUUCUGAUGUCAUUGCUUUUAUUUUAAGACAGAUUGGAAAAUUCGAGGGUCUACCUUUGGUUGGUUUUGAAGAUAAAGAUAACUUGUCAUUCCGUCCGGGACAACCACGUGAGAAGUGGAUUAAGAAGCGAACAUCUGUCAAACUGAAGAAUGUCGCAGCAAAUCAUCGUGCCAACGAUGUUAUCGUUCAAGAGGGACGCGAACAAAGACUCACCGCCCGUUUUAUGUACGGUCCUUUGGAUAUGAUCACGUUGGCUGGGGAAAAAGUAGACAUUCACAUUAUGAAGGAUCCCCCAGCUGGUGAAUGGACAUACCUAACAACUGAGAUUACCGAUAAGACCGGUCGUGUGGCAUAUUCACUGCCCGACGAUAGAUCCUUUGGCUAUGGAAUAUAUCCCAUCAAAAUGGUCGUUCGCGGCGAUCACACUUCGGUUGAUUGUUAUCUAGCUGUGGUGCCUCCUCUGACCGAGUGUGUUGUGUUUAGUAUUGAUGGAUCUUUCACUGCUUCGAUGUCUGUGACUGGACGUGAUCCAAAAGUCCGGGCGGGGGCAGUUGAUGUUUGUCGUCAUUGGCAGGAGUUGGGUUAUUUGUUGAUUUAUAUAACCGGACGACCGGAUAUGCAACAACAGCGUGUUGUUUCUUGGCUAAGUCAGCAUAACUUCCCUCAUGGAUUGAUUUCCUUUGCCGAUGGACUUCUAACUGAUCCCUUGGGACAUAAGACAUCGUACUUGAAUAAUUUGGUACAAAAUCAUGGAAUCUCUAUUUGUGCUGCAUAUGGAAGUAGCAAGGAUAUAACUGUUUAUACAAAUGUUGGACUUCGAGCAAGUCAGAUUUUUAUUGUUGGAAAGGUAAGCAAAAAGCUGCAAGGCACCGCCACAGUUCUUUCUGAAGGCUAUGCAGCUCAUUUAAGCUCUCUCAUGGCUGUUGGUGGUUCAAGACCAGCUCAAGGUAAUGCCAGAAUGGUAAUACCACGUGGAUGUUUCAAUUUACCUGGACAAGUAACAAAUCCUCGCCGAAGGAGGUUGCAUGAACCGGAAGCUUAACCUAAUAAUAAUUAAGAAGCAAUCAAUAUAUUUGUAGUCAGUAAUCAAAAACAAAAACUUUUAAGUAAAAAAAAAAAAACAAAACACAAAAAACGCUUUUCGAACAAAAAUGAAACAAACAAUAAACAAAACAAAAACAAAUUAAAAAAAAAACAACAAAAGUCCAAAAAUCGAUAUUUUCUUACAGCAAAGAUAAGUUACUAUCAUCGCCGAGUCGUAGUGGGUACCUGAAGCGUAAGACGUACUUUAGUAACGUUUAAAUGAAGUUAAUAUUGGCAUUAAAAAAUAACAAUGAAUUUAGACACACCUAAUAAAAAAAAGAGAAAACAAAACAGAAAAACACAAUGAAUUUUAAAAAACAAAAUGAUGUUUAUUUUUUGGAUGGAAAAUUUUGCAAAGAGAAAUAUUAAAAAUAAAUAAAAAUGGAUAACAAAAUAUAACGAAAAAAAAAAACAAAACAAAGUCGUAAUUUAUCGUUAAUCGUCACGCGGUACCUGGUUAAGAAGACUGUUUCCUCCUGUUGUUUGAUGGUGUUUCAAACUACCUAAAAUUUUAUUGAUAUUACCAAACAGAACAAAUUAAACAAAAUUAAAAAUAAAUAAUGUUAAAAACAAAAUCAAUAUAGAAUAUAUAUUUGUAAAGCUUGAGAUUAUAAUGAAAACAAUAAUGAACAAAGAUUAUAAAUUGAAUGUUAUAUGUCGUUUUUGUGUAUAUUUACAUUUAAACAAAAGUAGAUCCUUAGCAACAAAAUACAACAACAAAAAUGUUUGCUCAUAUUUGUAUAAAUAAAAGAAAAAUUGGAAAUAAAACUUUAUAUCACCAGGAAGAAUAAAGUAACUUGGAAAACAUAUUCAAGAAGAUAAUUUUUUUAGAAAACAAAAUUAACUAUACUAUUUGAUUAAAUCCUCUGUAAUGCAUUUUUAAAUUGGUGUCCUGUAGUUAAUUUAAAAGUUAAAUAAAAUUUCUAAAAAAUACUACAAUUAAACAAAAUUAAAUUAAAUUAAAUGAUAUUGAAUUCUUAUACGAAUUAAGUACUUGAAGUUCAUAUUUUGUUGUUUGACUUUUGUUUUAAUUGGAAUUUUCAAAAAGAUCAUAUAACUUUCAUUUUGUAUCAUACUUAACAUUCUAACUCUUCCUCUCUCUCUCUCUUAUUAUUUGCACUGUGAUCUUAUAGAAAACAAAAUUAUUUAUUUGUAAUUUAGAAACAUACAAAAAAGAAGUAUUUAUAUAAAACGAAAAUAGUGCACCUUUAAAAAUAAAAUAAAAGAAUAAUAAAUGAAAAUAAAUAUUCAAACACAAUAAAGAAGCUAAUAGGAUUAUAAAACAUGAUCAAAACUUAAAGUUAACCAAAAAUUUAACAGAAAACAGAAACUACUGGAAAACAAAUAAAUAAAAUAUAAUAAUACAAAAUAAUUAUUGAAAUAAACUAUAUAAGGAUUAUAUUUUUCUACGUUUCUAGAAAGAAAAAGUUAAAUAUUUUAUGCAGAAACAAAUCAACACUGAUUCAGAAAAUAUUGUAUAUAAUACAUAUUUUGAAAUAUAAAACAAUAAACAUAAAAAUAAAACCAGAGAAAAUAAAUAUAACAAAACAACAAAGAACAGAAUAUUGUUUAAAAUAUUUAAUUUAUUUUAUUUAUUUAUUUCUUUAUAAAGAAAUAUAUAACUCAAAAAAGACAACGCAGGUGAAUUGCCUGUGGGUUUCCCAUGUUUCUGAUCAUAACUAGUUUUCUAGCUGUCCUUUAAAAUUUUAACUAAAAAUGUUCUUUUUUAAAGAUAUCUUCAGUUCAUUCUUAACUUAUUUUUUCUAAUAUAAUUGAAUCCUUUCCUUUUUUUGAAUAACUGAAGAAACUAUAAGAACAAAAUUGAGUGCACUCAAUGAAUGAAUCAAAUGAAUGCAAUCAAUGUAGAGAUUGUUAAAAUAACACUGAAA